This is a messenger RNA of Apis cerana (Asiatic honeybee), 3927 nucleotides long. RefSeq lists its product as uncharacterized. Lineage: Eukaryota; Metazoa; Arthropoda; Insecta; Hymenoptera; Apidae. The record is from RefSeq and is a predicted model, not a curated record.
UGCCGCCAGUAUCGAAGCAUUCAACUAUUCAAUGCGUUACAACGACUCAUGCAUGCACUAAUACAUUAAAAAAUAGCAUAGUCGUGCGGAAUAUUAAAUUAGUUGUGUGUAGCAUGAAAGUACAACUGCCACAUUGCCUUAUAAAAUAUGGCAGAUAAAGAGCAUCACGUGCACUUUAGCGGAGCAAGUGGCCCCGGAAAAGACAACAAAAUUGUGAUACAACCACAACGACAUGGACAAAUAGAUGUUCAUCUUGGAUUCUUACAACUUCAUCAUAGAUAUCAUAUUGAAUUCUCCAUUCCUUGGGAUUUAUGUAUUCAUAACGAAAGAAACAGUAAUGAACCUGCGAUAAUCACGGAAUAUCAUAAUCCCUAUUGUCAUAUUAUAGAACUAACACAUGAAAAGGAAAGCUUAAAGUUAAAAAUAGAAUUUUUAGCAUAUAAAGAAAAAAUCUUAAAAGAAGAAGUUCAAAUAAUAUGCUGUAAAGCUGGAAUUCCAUUAAUAAUCCAACUGAACGCACGCGUAUUGGGAAAAGACAAAGGGACGCCAUUACUAAGGACUGGAAUACAUAAUAUCGGUCUAUUGAAACAACCAAAAGAAGAUGAGGUGCUGGGUACAAAAUUGAAGGCAUCUUUAAGUAUGCGAAACCAAGAAGAUCUUUGAACAAAACACUGAGAUUGAGAUACACAAAGAAAUGCAUCUAAUAGAGGACGUAUAAUAAUAAGAGGGAAAACUGAUGCAUGAGAACGUUACUUAUUUCGAACUUUAAUCGUGCAAAACGUAGGUUAGCAUUACAAUGAAAUUCAUCGUUGCGAUCAAUUAUUAAUGAUCAUUGUUUUAAUCUUAAGAGAAUCACGUGCAUGCAUUUAAUUGCACGUUAAAUGCAAGCAUAACGAAUGUUUUAUCUAUCGAGAUCAAGUUAAUUAUACAGUCUAUUUCUGCACGAUGUAAUUUUCGAAAUAUGCCAUGUUCUUAGGAAAAAAAAAGAGCUUCUCUUCGAAUUUAUUGCAAUUGGUCUAAUUGCACAGGCCUAUAUCACAAUCGCAAGACUUCUUUUUUCUCUUGAAUCGAGAUUAUAACAAUUUCGACGCAAGAAACAAAGUGUUCCUUUAAUCAGCCAGUUUUUAAAGGAUCACAUCAAAAUAUCUAUAAUUACGAGUUAUAGCUAAAUACCGCAUUUGCCUACUGUUCCUUAAACGAAAACGUAUCACGCAAUGCCUAUACAUUAUAUAUAUAUAUAUAUUAAUAUAUAUAUUAAUUAUAUAUUAAUAUAUAUAUAUAUAUAAAUCUAUUACAUCUUUUAAUAUUUAUCAUCGAUCUAUUCGUUGUAAUGAUAAAAUUGUAUUUUAUUAUCGUUUUACAUCGAGCAAAGAUUUUAAACGAUAAGAAUAUAUUACUAAUCAAAAGCAAGUUUCACAAAUAACGAUGCUGUUUUCUAAUUCCUUGCUAAGCUAAUAUUAGAAUUAUUAAAAUGAACGAAUUCAAUGAAUGUGUUUUACUAACAAUCAUUUCAUAUUGAACCCUUAUUAUUUCAUUAUUAUUUAUUUUACAGAUUGAAGUCGUCGUUUAUUCAAGAUUAAUUUAUUGUUCCAGAUCAAGAUAUUCCGAAUAUUUAGAAAAAAUUCUUAUAUACAUGUUUCAAAAUAAUUAAAGUUUUUGAUAAUACAAAAAAUAAUUUAAUCAGUUAUUAAUCAGUAAUUAAUCAAUUAAUUUUGAAUAGACUAUAACUUCUUCAUUUUAUAUUUAUAGUAAUAUGCAUUUUACUAAUCAUAAAUUUCUUUUUAAUUAUUAAAACUAUACAAUUUUUUUGUGUUUGAUGAUAUAUAUUUCGACAUAUUCGCUACUAUGUCACUAUAUUACAUCAUAUUAUUUUAAAAAUUCAUUAUCAUCAUUAAUUUUAUUUUGUAAAUAUAAUAACUGACAUGCAUAAUAUCAACUUCAACACAAAUAUUUAUAAUUUUUAUACAUAAUAGCAGCGAAAAUGUUAAAAAAUUAUUAAAGAAAUAUCGUCAGCAUCGAAAACUUGACUGUUUCAUAGGAAUGCCAGUAGGACCAUCAACGAAUUCGCAAAUGUUGAAACCAAAUCUGGCUAAAGGAUGACAAUUACUUUUAGGAUUACCCCACUUGCCUCUAAAAGUCAUCCAGCUGGGUAAGAUAGUGUUCUCCUCUUUCAGAAGCAAUUCCAUUUUUUUCCAUGUAGGCCAAGCGAUUCCAAAACCACUUUCGUCAUAAAGACGAGGUAAUCUGACGAAUUUGUGUUUCCCUGGCGCAGUCCAAAGUCCAUGCGAUCCUCGCGCGCUAAAUAAUAUGGGAUGAGAGCCGUCGGCAGUGAAAACUUUUUCAGGAAAUAUAGGUUUUUGAAAUAUUCCUUUCCGCGUCUCUUGACUCUCAUAAACAAAUGUACCGCUUCGUAAAUCAUACCGAUAGAACGCCCCUGCGUCAUGCGCGGACACGUACAUGGUUGAUGGAUGAUUUGUAUCCUAAAUUUAAAAGAUAAACGAUUGAUUUUGCACGAAGAAGUAUAGAAUAAAAUAAUAAAAAUUCAGCAUAAAUAAAAUAAAUAUAUAUAGGAAAUAAGUAUAAUAAUAAUAAUCUAGAAGAGACUCCAAUUUGAAAUGUUCAAAUGAUAUUUUUAUAAAUGAAUAUAGAAUUAAAUUAUAAAGUAAUUAUACAAUAAUAAUGAAAAAAUGUAAAAAUAAUAUAUAAUAGAUAAUUAAUAAUUAUUUUUUCUUUUUACUUUUAGGUUUAUGUUGUUCAAUAGUUGUAAAGAAAUAUUUCAAAAUAUUUUCUAGAAUGAAAAAUAUUUUGUUUUUUAUAUGGAAUAAGAGUAUUCAUCUACCUUGAAAUAAAGACUCAUGUGUUCCCAAUCGCCCACGUGAUUACCAUAUUCUUUAAACAUUCCAAGGCAUAUCCCGCCCACAGUGGGUAUCGGCCAGCUACCAAAAAAUCCAAGAUCCAGAACACAGACCGCCUUUCCCUCGCUAAACGGAUAGAACAUCCAAUAGGUCACGUGAAAGUGCAGUUUCUGGGACCUGUUUCCUUUUUUCUUUUUUUUUUCAAAAUCAUCAUGUUUCUGUAAGUAUUUAAUCAAUCAAUAAAAUAAUUUCUGAGAAUUUUAUAUCAUUUUCAAAGUACUUUAAAAAAUCUUAAUUAUCAUUUUAAUAACUAUUAUUUAAAGAGAAAAAACUUUCUUUUUUAUGUCUCUUUUUUUUAGAAUUAAAAUCUUUACUUUAAUAAUUUUUAUUUCUACAUAAUUUUUCUAUAAGAUUCUUAUUUAAUGUACCUCUAGAUUCUGUUUAACAUCGGUCUUCCAAAUCUUUUGUGAAAGAUCGUUGGUGAAGAUCAUAGUCGACCCAAAAUCGUCGAUCUGCAGCAUAUUUUUCGAUGAUAUCAAUGUUUCGUCCCUUUUUUUUGGAAAAUUUCUUUCAUUCCUGAUCUUUAUCACAUCUGCAGAAACAUCUGGAAUAGCACAAUUCUUGAUCACAGCAUAAAUCGGUACCGUACCUGUUGGUUUUCGGCCGUAUAGAAACGACGAUCGAUUCCUCAACAAUAUUUCUGUCAAUGUAAAAAUUGUUUCAUUAAUUUAAUUGUUUUCCAUGUUCCAUUUCAUAAAAAAAUUAGAUCAAAGUAGAUCACAUAAUUUUUAAAUUUCUCUAAGAAUAAUUGUGUCAUUUAUUCUGUUAUUUAUUUACCUACGUCAAUUUUGGUAUGAAGAUAAUCAACGUCGGAUUGCAUAUUGUCAAGAAAUUCUGGUACUCCAAGGGGUAAAAAGAGUUCGCCAGGUGCGAGCCAUACUAGAGGCGCCCAAUCUCGAACUAAUCCUUUUACUGUAAUGUAAUUAAAUAAAGAUGAUAUAACAUCAUAAUGGAAAUAAGAGAAAUAUUUUAUCAAAUUAAUUAAAUGCAAAAAUUUAAAUUAAAUUUUAAA